AGCAAUAAACAAAAUGUUACGAACGAAAGUGGCGAGUACCGGAUGGCAACGAUUUGGCCGUCAAAUCCUGCAUAUUACCUUUCGAACCCAUCUGCUGAUCUCCGCUCUAAUUCGUCUUGUUCUGAUCUGCUACGGACAAAUACACGACAGUAAGUCUGCGGUGCCCUACACGGACAUCGACUACAAAGUGGUCACUGAUGGAGCCCGUCAAGUGCUGGCGGGAGACACUCCGUUUGCGAGGCACACCUAUCGUUACAGCCCUAUAAUGGCAUAUCUUCAGACACUAAACAUAUUGGUACACCCGGCGUGCGGAAAACUACUCUACGCGACUUUCGAUUUACUCAUUGCUACUCUUAUUUAUCACCUGGUGCACAUGGAGAUCAAGAGUCAGUACCAGAAGACCGUGCAGCAUCUGCUCAGCAAGUUCAACAGACCCCAUGAACCAGACCAGUCCCUCGAUGCGCUGGAUGAACGAAGUCACCCAGAAAACAUCGCUCGCGUCUCCGCAUGCUGCUGGCUCUACAAUCCGCUGACGGCAGUAAUAUCCACACGCGGGAGCGGAGACUGCUUUUCAAGCUUUUUUGUGAUCCUGACCAUCUAUCUGCUGAUUCGAUCGGAACACAAAUCGUCGCAAAAGCAUUGGCUCAUUUUUGCCGCCGGACUGUCGCACGGACUAGUUAUCCAUUUACGACUAUACCCUUUGCUAUUUAGUCUGGCCUACUAUCUGUCUUUGUCAUCACGUCUAACGCGAACGCCUUUCGAUUUCCUGCGCCAAAUCAUGCGCCCCAACAAGCAACAGUUCUGCCUGGUCCUAGGCACACUUCUCAGUCUAGUGGCCUUCACGUGGACUUUCUAUUCACUCUAUGGCUGGCAAUACAUCUACGAAGCCUACCUCUACCACUUUGUGCGCAAGGACCCACGUCACAACUUCUCACUGCAGUUCUUGCUUCAAUAUCUGGGCAGCGCGGCGACAGUUGAGGAAUCUGCGUUGCUGACGAAGCUACUGGUAGUAGCUCCGCAGUUUUGCCUCAUUCUCUACCUGAGCUUGAGCUUUGGCCAGUUUCGUCAGACGCUGCCGUUUUGCAUCUUCACCGUGGCCUUUGUAAUCGUUACCUACAACUCCGUGGUGACCUCACAAUACUUCAUCUGGUACUUGGCGAUCCUGCCCCUAUGCCUGAACAACUUCAAACUCCUGUCGUGGAGCCGAUCCAUAUUCCUGUUGGUCCUUUGGCUGCUGGCCCAGGCUCUGUGGCUGCUCCCCGCGUAUCUGCUGGAGUUCAAAACCUGGAACAGCUUCAACUGGAUUGGACUGCAGGGCGCAGUGUUUUUUGUAACAAACGGAUACAUACUAGAACAGCUACUGAGCCACUAUGGGUUCACACAAUUUAAGAUUAGUUAUAGGAAGUUGCUUUAACCAAGAAAUAGCCCAUACUACAAGUAUGUUUAAAGAGGAGUUUUAAUAAAAAUGUAAAAAACAA
Molecule: messenger RNA, 1478 nt
Organism: Drosophila persimilis
Lineage: Eukaryota; Metazoa; Arthropoda; Insecta; Diptera; Drosophilidae
Gene: PIG-M
Product: GPI mannosyltransferase 1
Exons: 1
Coding region: 14-1414 (466 amino acids)
Biological process (GO): GPI anchor biosynthetic process
Cellular component (GO): membrane; glycosylphosphatidylinositol-mannosyltransferase I complex
Molecular function (GO): GPI mannosyltransferase activity; alpha-1,4-mannosyltransferase activity
Source: RefSeq, a predicted model, not a curated record